This is a messenger RNA of Pistacia vera, 641 nucleotides long. RefSeq names its product 60S ribosomal protein L27a-3. Lineage: Eukaryota; Viridiplantae; Streptophyta; Magnoliopsida; Sapindales; Anacardiaceae. The record is from RefSeq and is a predicted model, not a curated record. Gene Ontology annotation, cellular component: ribosome; cytosolic large ribosomal subunit. Bases 80 to 520 code for a protein of 146 amino acids. Gene Ontology annotation, molecular function: structural constituent of ribosome. The transcript has a single exon. Gene Ontology annotation, biological process: translation.
CUUAAAUUUCCUCUUUCACCUUCCUUCUCUUUCCUCUGCCCUCCAAUCAACAACCCCAAUCCUCAGACCUCCCAAAAAAAUGACGACCAGAUUCAAGAAAAACCGCAAGAAGAGGGGCCACGUGAGCGCCGGCCACGGACGAAUCGGGAAACACCGGAAACACCCCGGAGGUCGCGGAAACGCCGGAGGCAUGCACCACCACCGGAUCCUCUUCGACAAGUACCACCCGGGGUAUUUUGGUAAAGUGGGUAUGAGGUAUUUCCACAAGCUCCGCAACAAGUUCUACUGCCCCAUAGUCAAUAUAGACAAGCUCUGGUCGAUGGUUCCGGAAGAUGUGAAAGAGAAGGCGGACAAAGACAAUGUUCCAUUGAUUGAUGUCACGCAGUUCGGUUACUUUAAGGUUUUGGGGAAAGGGGUUUUGCCGGAGAACAAGCCGGUCGUCGUCAAGGCGAAGCUGGUGUCGAAGACAGCUGAGAAGAAGAUUAAGGAGGCUGGUGGCGCGGUGGUUCUUACUGCUUAGGGGUAUUUUGAUAAUUUUCAUUUCCCUUAAUUGUGUUGGGACUUCUAGAUUAAAGAUUUUGAUAUAAUGUUGUUUUAAUCUUAGUUUGAUUUCUAUAUGAUAUUUUUCCAUGAUCUUAGAA